This is a messenger RNA of Rana temporaria (common frog), 439 nucleotides long. RefSeq names its product oligosaccharyltransferase complex subunit 4, non-catalytic (gene OST4). The transcript has 3 exons. NCBI's taxonomy places the organism in Eukaryota, Metazoa, Chordata, Amphibia, Anura, Ranidae. The record is from RefSeq and is a predicted model, not a curated record. Bases 105 to 218 code for a protein of 37 amino acids. Gene Ontology annotation, cellular component: oligosaccharyltransferase complex.
UGCUUGUCUGAGGAGGCGGCAGAAGGGUGACGUGUCUGUCCAGAGCGGAAGAGACUCUACAGAGAGGUACAAGAGACAUAUAAGAGCCGGACACCGGGGAGAGGAUGAUCACAGACGUGCAACUCGCCAUAUUCGCCAAUAUGCUGGGGGUCUCCCUCUUCCUGCUGGUGGUCUUGUAUCACUACGUAGCUGUCAAUAACCCCAAGAAACAGGAAUGAGGGGCUGGUGUCUGGAUGCCGAAUUGGGUCCGAUGUUUGGCGGUUCUCGUGUGAUCGCAGCCAGUAUGAAGCUCGCAUUCCAGUGGCACGCCUCUGUCUGUACAUAUCUUCUGUAAUGGCGACGAUUUGACCAUUGUUACCUUGUUUAGAUCUGUUUUUGAUAUGUAGAAAGAGAAAAUAAAGGUAUCCCAAUGAGAAGGGAUAUAUUCUCUAUACACCAA